AUGACAACAACGUCGACUACUAAUACAACUACCGUUAUAACAGCAACAACAACAAUAACAACAGCAACAACAACAACAACAACUACUACUACUACUGUUGCUAAUAAUGUGACUAAAACAAUUCCAGACACUUGUAGUUGCCAAUGUCAAUGUCCUCAUGAUGCUGUCCAACCUCAAAUUCACGGUGCUACAGUAAAUUAUCAGUAUUUACCAAUGCCCCAUCAACAAAUUGACCGACGACAUCGAUGA
This is a messenger RNA of Rotaria sp. Silwood2, 249 nucleotides long. Lineage: Eukaryota; Metazoa; Rotifera; Eurotatoria; Philodinida; Philodinidae. The record is from the annotation of a GenBank genome assembly.